CUCAAACAUAACAAAAGCUCCCGGGGAAACGAGCCCAACCUGUUUGCCACGGGGCUGCGGCCGCGGCAGGAAUGUGGGCGGUUGGUGACCACAGGCGGGUCCCAGGGGACGCGGAGCCCCGGCAGCCGCACUCCCGCCCUCGGCACCCAGGCGGCCGCAUCAUGCUCCCGCUGCUCCCGCUGCUCCCGCUGCUCCCGCUGCUGCCGCUGCUCCUGCCCGCGGCACACGGCACAGCCCUGGUUGGGCCCAGGCCAGCCCUGACCCAGGAGCAGCUGGAGGGGGUGAUAACUGCCUCCACCUUCGUGCUGGACCAGCCCCGCUGCACCUUCAAAGACUACGGCAACGCCGUCAUCUGGCUGGUGGUGGCCCUGGACAAGGAUGCAUCCACCUUCAACAACAGCGCGGAGCCGGGCACUCCCGAGACCGCAUUCCAGAGCUUCCCGGACCCCGUCCGUGCCUACAUGACCCUCAAUGCCACCCUGGGCAGCUACCCCUGCCCCAAGCCCACCGGGGACAUCACGGUGCUGCGCGUGGGCAGCGAGACGAGCUGCGCCCAGGACGUGAUGAGACCCACGUGCAAUGGCCCCCUGCCCGGCCCCGGGCCCUACCGGGUGAAGUUCCUCGCCCUGGAGGGCUCUGUGCCCGUGGCGGAGACAGCCUGGUCGGCGCCAAUCAUGCUGAGGACAGCCAAACCCCCCAGCGCCAUCCCCACGACGCGCAGCGGGCACAACGCCGGCAUGAUCGCCAUCACCACCAUCCUCUCCAUCCUCUUCGCCAUCCUCCUGGCCGGGCUGGUGGUCAUGCUCGUCUUCUGGGGCUCGGACUCCUGCGGCGGCAGCGGCUCCUUCAGCAAGCCGGAGUCGGUGACGGUGCGGCGGUACAACACGCACCACGUCUAUGACCAGCCGGCCGCCCGGCUCUGAGCCCCGCCGCCCCCGGAGCGGGGUAAAUGUGACCCAUCCCCGUGGGUGACACCGGCCCGCCGCCGUGGGGACACGGCCGGAGCCGCCGCCCGGCACGGGGCGGCGCAGCGGGACAUUAAAGGCUUUUCCGCAUGCUUGGC
Messenger RNA from Motacilla alba alba, 1063 nucleotides. Its product is annotated as uroplakin-3b-like protein 1. The transcript is spliced from 6 exons. The coding region runs from base 72 to 923 and encodes 283 amino acids. The record is from RefSeq and is a predicted model, not a curated record. NCBI's taxonomy places the organism in Eukaryota, Metazoa, Chordata, Aves, Passeriformes, Motacillidae.